AAAUAGUCAAAUACACCCAAAAAAAAUAAAAAAUGGAAAAAAUCUGUGCAAAAUUGGAAGCAGUAGCCAGAAGAGAACCAAAUUCCCAAGAAGAAGCGCUAUAAAAUAGAGCCAAGGAUUCGGUUCUCGACACCAACACAACGGAGAAAACCGAAAAUGGCGAACGCCGUAGAGAAGAUGACGAACAAAACGUAAUUCAAUUCAAAUUUCGAACCAGCGGGAGCAGAGACACACACACAGAGAUUUCUUUCUCUCGUUUUCGUUUUCUUUGUGUGAACAAUGGACGGCGUGAGAAGCUCCGGUGGUUUCAUGGUUCCUUCUGUGUGUGGUCAGCAAGAGCUGGAGCAGCUGUCCAGAGAUGGCAGUCAGUACAGCCUCACCACUGGAAUAUUGCCCUCCCUCGGCGCUAGGAGUAAUCGGAGAGUCAAACUCCGCCGCUUCAUCGUUUCGCCCUACGACCGCCGAUACAGGGUUUGGGAGACUUUUCUGGUUGUUUUGGUGGUAUAUACUGCCUGGGUCUCGCCGUUCGAAUUUGGAUUCCUCAAGAAACCCGAAUCGCCACUCUCUGUUACAGACAAUGUGGUUAAUGGAUUUUUUGCUGUGGAUAUUGUUCUCACAUUCUUUGUAGCUUACCUUGACAAAACCUCCUAUUUACUUGUUGAUGAGCCAAAGAAGAUUGCUAUAAAGUAUGCACGUUCGUGGCUAAUCUUAGAUGUCAUCUCCACAAUUCCUUCUGAACUUGCACAUAAGAUUUCCCCUCCUCCUCUCCGUUCCUAUGGAUUAUUCAACAUGCUUCGUCUAUGGCGUCUCAGAAGAGUCAGUGCUCUUUUUUCCAGACUUGAAAAGGACAAGAACUAUAACUACUUCUGGGUUCGAUGUGCAAAACUCGUUUGUGUUACUCUAUUUGCUGUUCACUGUGCCGCAUGCUUCUAUUAUCUCCUUGCUGCUCGUUAUCGUGAUCCAAAAAGGACGUGGAUUGGAGCAUCCAUGGGGAACUUUCUUGAGCAAAGUCUGUGGAUUAGAUAUGUCACCUCCAUUUAUUGGUCAAUCACUACCCUAACCACUGUCGGCUAUGGUGACCUGCAUCCUGUGAAUACGAGGGAAAUGAUUUUUGACAUCUUCUACAUGCUUUUCAAUCUUGGUUUGACAGCAUACUUGAUUGGAAAUAUGACCAACUUAGUUGUCCAUGGGACCAGUAGAACUAGAAAAUUUAGAGAUACCAUACAAGCGGCCUCUAGUUUCGCCAAUAGGAAUCAACUUCCUCUUCGUUUGCAAGACCAAAUGCUGGCACAUUUGUGUCUAAAGUUCAGAACAGAUUCUGAGGGAUUGCAGCAGCAAGAAACUCUUGAUUCCUUGCCUAAAGCCAUCCGAUCAAGCAUUUCACAUUAUCUUUUCUACUCUCUAGUAGACAAGGUCUAUUUGUUUCGUGGUGUUUCAAAUGACCUACUUUUUCAACUGGUUUCAGAAAUGAAGGCCGAGUAUUUUCCUCCAAAAGAAGAUGUGAUUUUACAAAAUGAAGCCCCAACAGACUUCUACAUUCUUGUCACGGGUGCUGUGGAUUUGCUGGUUCUGAAAAAUGGAGUUGAACAGCAUGUAGGAGAGGCUAAAACUGGCGAUCUUUGUGGUGAGAUUGGGGUAUUAUGUUACAGACCACAACUAUUUACUGUGCGUACUAAGCGAUUGAGUCAGUUGCUGCGUCUGAAUCGUACUGCAUUCCUUAGUCUCGUUCAAUCUAAUGUUGGCGAUGGGACUAUUAUCAUGAACAACCUUCUUCAGCAUUUGAAAGACCUCAAAGACAAAGACCCCAUCAUGGAAGGAGUUUUGUUGGAGACAGAGAACAUGCUAGCUAGAGGCAGAAUGGACCUACCACUCAGUCUUUGUUUUGCAGCACUUAGAGGAGAUGACUUGCUUUUACACCAGCUCUUGAAACGAGGUCUUGAUCCAAAUGAAUCCGACAACAAUGGGAGGACUUCACUUCAUAUAGCAGCCUCAAAAGGAAACGAGAACUGUGUGCUUCUACUACUCGAUUACGGAGCAGAUCCCAAUAGUAGAGAUUCGGACGGGAAUGUGCCAUUAUGGGAGGCGAUACUAGGUGGCCAUGAGCCGGUGGCUCAGCUACUUAUAGACAAUGGCGCUAAUCUGCGGUCGGGUGAGGUGGGUCAAUUUGCGUGUACUGCUGCAGAGCAAAACAACCUCCAGUUGCUCAAAGAUAUUCUCCGAUACGGAGGCGACAUUACAAGUGCCAAGAACAAUGGAACGACAGCUUUACACGUUUCAGUUUGUGAAGACAACGUUGAGAUUGCCAAGUUCCUCCUUGAACAAGGAGCUGAUAUUGACAAACCAGACGUCCAUGGAUGGACUCCAAGAGAUCUAGCAGACCAACAGGGACAUGAAGAAAUCAAAAACCUGUUCCAGACAACAAAAGAGUCAAGAACUCAUUUAGUGGUCGCCAUUCCCGAGAAGCAGGGUGGGAGUCGCUUCCUCGGAAGGUUUAAAAGCGAGCCCAUGAUCCGCCCUGUACCCCAGGAAGGCAACGAUGGUGCAUGGCCCGGUCAAUCUCGUCCACGGCGUAGGACUAACAACUUCAAUAACUCAUUGUUUGGUAUCAUGUCAGCAGCACACUCAGGCGAGAGAGACAUCCUUUUCUCUGAUAACCAAACCAGAGGAGAAAUGUCUGGAACCAAUCCUGCUAGGGUUAUAAUCAGCUGUCCAGAGAUCGGUGAAGUCGCUGGGAAGUUGGUGCGUCUUCCAGGAAGCUACGACGAGCUUCUUGAGAUGGGUGCCAAGAAAUAUGGGAUUAUGGUUUCAAAGGUUUUGAACAAAGAUGGAGCUGCAAUUGAAGAUAUAGAGGUCAUUAGGGAUGGUGAUCAUAUUGUUUUUGUCAGCGAUGAAAGAACCACACAGCCAUAAAAUGCCUCCAAAAUGGAGGUUUAAGGCAGCACACAUUUCUUCGUUUUUGUUUCCUUUUGUGUUCUUGCAUGUUUUCUGUUUCGUUUCGAAUCAGUAGAAGUAGAACCAAUUGUAAACGAAAGAGAAGCAUUACCAGAUACAUAAAGGAGAUUUGUGAAGUGCAAAUCAUGUAUAUAAAAUGCAGCAAUUUUUUUGCAAUUUGGAAA
Messenger RNA from Momordica charantia (bitter melon), 3116 nucleotides. Its product is annotated as potassium channel AKT1. Gene Ontology annotation, molecular function: protein binding; voltage-gated potassium channel activity. Gene Ontology annotation, biological process: transmembrane transport; potassium ion transport. NCBI's taxonomy places the organism in Eukaryota, Viridiplantae, Streptophyta, Magnoliopsida, Cucurbitales, Cucurbitaceae. Gene Ontology annotation, cellular component: membrane. The record is from RefSeq and is a predicted model, not a curated record.